AUGAGUCCACUGUCAGAAUUCAUCGAAAUCGCCAACAAACAGGGUCUCACAGCCACGUUGACCCAUUUCGGCGCCACGUUGACAAAAUUGACAUUUCCGGACAAGAACGGAAAAAAUCAGGACCUCGUACUGGGAUUCGACACUAUUGAAGGUUGGUUUUUAUUCCAGACCAUCAAAAUUUUCAAAGAAAUUGUUGCGUGCAGAAUUCAAAAAAGACACUGCAUCACUGGGAAAAACGGUCGGUCGAGUGGCGAACCGAAUCCGGAAUGCCGAAGUGAUUUUCGACGGAAAAACGUAUGAAUUGGAGCAGAAUAACGGACAACACUUUUUGCAUGGCGGAAAAAAUGGAAUCGGAUAUGUGAGUGGAUCUACAAUAUCCAUAUUUUGAAGAAAAGCGAAGUGCUAACUUUGAAUAGAUAUUACACAGUUGUCAAACGUUCAAGCGUCUUUAAAUUGAUUUCAAUCAACAGUUCAUGCCUAGUACUUAAUUUUUGUAGUUUGUCAUUUUUCUCUAUGACCAUUCCUUGGAUUACUGUAGCGCUUUUCCUUUACCUUUUCAAUUUUAGUAGACCUGAAAACGCCCACAAGUCGUCUAACAUUUUUUUCUUCAGAAAACCUGGGAAGUGGUCAGACAUGCUCCGCAAUCCGUCUCGUUCAGUGUCCGUGCCAACGAAGAGGAGGACGGACUGCCCGGUGACGCAAAAAUUGACGUAAGACUGUAGAAAAAACAUCUAAAAAUCUGAAUUUUUAAAGGUAACCUAUACGGUAAACGACCGUAAUCAGCUGAUCAUCGAGCACUACGCCACGUGUCAACGUCCAGGCUUUCUGGCGCUCACCAAUCACGCCUACUGGAAUCUUGACGGCUCGGAUGACGUCACGGAGCACUGGCUCGAAAUGGACUCGGACCAAUUUGUGGAAGUAGACGAAAGCGCCUGCCCAACCGGGGCCAUUCGACCGUCCGCCGGCACCAUUUUUGAUUUCAAACAUGCGAAGCAACUGAAAAAGGCGGGAGAAGCCGGCAAAUUGGUGGAACUCGACAACGACCUGGUGAUUGCCAAAAAAGACCCGCCUGUGACGCCCACCUCCAAUUUGAGGUGAGCAACGUUUUUUCGAAACUAUUUCUUGUGUAACUUGCUCUAUUUUUAAGUGGAAAUCGUUCAAGUAGUCAGUCAAAACAUAGUAAUGCAGUUUUUCAGAUUCUGGAGUGAAAAAUCGGGAAUCGAGCUGUUGAUCACCACUUCCUACCCGGUCAUUCAUCUGUACACUGCCCAACAUUUGGACGUGAUCGGAAAGAAAGGAGAGCACUACAAACCGAACAAAGCGUUGGCAAUCGAGCCGCAAUUCCACUCGGCCGCACCCAAUUUUGUGAGUUUCCACGAGCCGGUGCUUGCAAUUUCUGGGCGCUGCUCUCUUAAAUUUAUGGCUGCUUAGACUACAAACUACACUUGUUAGACGCUGCUUAGACUACAAAAUACAAGCUUUGGGCGCUGCUCUCAUCAAUUUCCAUUGUUUACAAAAAUCGUUUCAGGACAAUUUCGCCGACGUCUCGCUUCGCCCGGAAGAUCGAUACUGCCAGGAAAUUGUCUACACUUUUUCUCAUGUUAAUUGA
Caenorhabditis sp. 36 PRJEB53466 is the source of this 1609-nucleotide messenger RNA. The record is from the annotation of a GenBank genome assembly. Lineage: Eukaryota; Metazoa; Nematoda; Chromadorea; Rhabditida; Rhabditidae.